UGGGAAGGGGGAGCAGAAGAGGAGAUGGAGAGAAUAAUAAUAAGGAGGUGGAGUAUUUACCAGUCAAAUAAUUAGGUGAGACAGACAGUAGAUACAGAUCAGCAGUGCACACAGCAACAUCACUGAUUCUAAGUGUAUGACAUGGAAACAAAAAUUAUCUACUUCACAAUGAAUGGGAGACCGGAGCAGGCUGAGUUUCCACUGGAUUGCCCUGCCCAGGACGUCAAAGGGCCAUUCUUUCCAGAUCUGUUCCGCUCUGCAGCCGAGGCAGGACCCCACGACAUCCUGAAGCUGUACAACCCCAAAGGCAACAUCAUCAACAUCUCUCCAAAUCUGGAGCCCAACAGCCCACAGUCCCGCUACAAGCUGGAGGUGGUGGCUGCCGACUGCAACAGUGCAGAACUUGCUGGUGCACUAGGAUUUGACCUGUCAUCCAUGGAGAAAAGACUGCAGGACCUGGAGAAGAAAAUCCUAAUCGAGGCUGGAGAGACUCCUGCAGUUGUGUAUGAGAUGAAGAAACAGGUGGAUUCAUUCCGGGAGAAAUUAGAGAGUGUGGAGCAUCUGAGCUGGCUUGGAUUGUUUAAAGACCUGUCAGAGGGAACACACAAGCCCUCCCCAUUUUACCACAAGAGAACCCUGCGCAAAACCAGGGAGGAGUGUGAGCAUGUACAGGAAAAGUUCCUUCAAAUGAGCUCUCUGGAGGUAUCAGAAGAAGUGAGGCAGUACUUAAAGACCCCAAACUUUGACAACUGGCAGUGGGAGGAUGCAGAGAUCAUGGUGCUCCUACAGGUCAUGUAUACAGAUUUAGAUUUCAUAGCAACCUUCACCAUUGAGUCUGACAUACUACAACGGUUCCUGUUCGAAGUCUACCGACGAUAUAACAACAUCCCAUUCCACAACUUCAAACACUGCUUCUGUGUUACUCAGAUGACUGUGUGCAGCAGAACAUCUACAGCUUCCAUUGUACUUCCCUGUUUCUUGGAACAGAUGUACGGUUUGAUUUGGCUGACCGACCUGAGGCGUAAGAUGGACGGUAUCGACCUGCUGAUCAUGCUGACCUCUGCAGUCUGCCAUGACCUCGACCACACAGGGUACAACAAUGCAUAUCAGAUAAAUGCUCGGACUGAACUUGCUCUUCGCUACAAUGACAUCUCUCCGCUGGAGAACCAUCACUGUGCUGUAGCGUUUGAGAUACUGGAGAAGACAGAGAGCAACAUCUUCAGAAAUCUGCCCAUGGAUCAAUACAAACGGAUCAGAGAGGGAAUAAUCAAAUGCAUUCUGGCCACUGACAUGACGAGGCACAAUGAGAUUCUCAACAAGUUCAAGUCCAUCCUUCCUGCCUUUGACUUUGCCAAUAAGGACCACAAAGAUGUGCUGAUGAUGAUUCUGAUCAAAGUAAGCGACAUAUCCAACGAGGCGCGGCCCAUGGAGGUGGCUGAGCCCUGGCUGGACUGUCUUCUACAGGAAUUCUUCAACCAGAGUGAUGUGGAGAAACUCGAGGGUCUUCCAGUCACCCCCUUCAUGGAUCGAGACAAAGUAACCAAACCCUCAUCUCAAACGGGUUUCAUCCGAUUUGUCCUUCUGCCUCUCUUCAUGGAGCUAGCCAACCUCUUCCCCUGCCUGGAGCAACACAUUAUUGACCCAGUACGGAAGGCUCUUGAUUACUACACAGAGAUGGAGAAAGCUCUGGAGAGGGAGAAACAGAACCGAGCUCAGAGCGAGAAUGCCGCCAAGAGCAAGGAGACAGCUGUAGGCAUGCAGAGCUCCGCUGACAGCCACUCAGACGCCGGGCCUGAACCCUCGACACCAGGCAACACGUUUAAAGACUGAUCGCAGCCCAUCCUAGAUAUCAUACCUAAAGAUGACUGUGUAACAUUAUGCUGACGAGGACGUAGACAGCCAUUUAUUUGCAAGAGGAAAAGAAAAACAAGGCAGGAAAACAAACAGUGAAUCAUAAAUGUUAAACAGGUCAGUACAUUGUUGGAGCUCUUCCCCUCUGACCCGUGUGCUGUAUAUAUAGCAGAGGAGCCACUGUCCUGCUUCAAACUUACAUAUUCAUUCAGGACUUUAGAAAAGAGAAUUUACUAUAACGUUUAUAUUGAGUUAUGUGUUUCUGACCCAUCUGCUUUUGGACUCUCAGCCAAGCACUGCAUGCUGCUCUAACAGUUGGUAGUUUAGUUUGUGUGCAGCGGUAAAUGGAACAUGUAUAGUUUUAUUUUAGGAUUUUUCUGGAAGUGCCAAAACAAAUUUUCAACAGUAGUACACUGUAUUGUAAGAUUAUUUCCACAGUAUAGUAGAGUAGAUAUUAGAAUAUGCCAAAGUGAUAUUUUAUAGACGACACACAAUCUUUUUACUUUACACAUUUUAAGGUAGUCCAGACAAAAUUGCAUUUCUUAUGAAUUUGCCAGAUGUUUAUUUUGAAAGAAAUAAACUUGUAAGUCGAGUUGGUUGUACUGCGUCUGUAGCAAAUGUCCAGUUAAUAA
Molecule: messenger RNA, 2483 nt
Organism: Monopterus albus (swamp eel)
Lineage: Eukaryota; Metazoa; Chordata; Actinopteri; Synbranchiformes; Synbranchidae
Product: high affinity cGMP-specific 3',5'-cyclic phosphodiesterase 9A
Exons: 14
Coding region: 142-1830 (562 amino acids)
Biological process (GO): signal transduction
Molecular function (GO): 3',5'-cyclic-nucleotide phosphodiesterase activity
Source: RefSeq, a predicted model, not a curated record